GAAGCCAUGAGUCUCGUCGAGAAGUUGGAUGCUGUGCAGAUUCAGAGCUACAUUGAUUAUCAGAAAGAGCCGUACUUUAAGAAUAGCCCUGGUGAUCCAGCGACGUCGAUUGACGAGAAGCAUGCUCAGUGGGCCCUCAAUUUGUAUUACAAGCACGUGCGUGAAUUUCUCGCCAAGCAAUCGCUUGAUGCCAGGACAUUUGCUCACCGGUUUGCCCAGUCAACGUUCAUCCCGCUGAUCUCCCCGCAGUCGAUCGGCGACGGGGAGAAGAAGUUGGAGUCGCUGGACAAGAAUUUGUGGUCAGCUUGGGAGGAGAUUGCUGAAGUCGUCGAACUCAGCGGGGCGGACGCUCAUGAUAGCUUCAGGGAGUUUUCGGAGGAGGACUAUUUUCGCAUUGUGCGCGAGACAUGCGAUGCGGGUGCGCGCCAGAACGCGGGGACUGGCCUGGGCGCGACCGUGGCGUUUCGGCCGAUGGUGAACCCGGGGUUCGGAGUUUCUGCAGGCGAAGCAGACGAGCGUAAAACAUUCCUUCUGAAGGCAUCCGCGACUGAUCAUACUUUCGCCGUGCAGGGCGUCACGGAGCAAUACAGCGAGCAUGUGCAAUCGCGCACGGCCAAGCAGAGGAGAAUGCUACCAUCGGAGCCACCAGAAAAGUUUGCGGCACCCCGGUACUACGCCUUGUUGCGGGAUAGCAUUUCUGAGGUUCGUCCUGGGGACUCUGCUCCCCGACACGCCGAGGAGAGCGCCGUGGCUCAUGGGUCGACGCAGCUGUCAGAUGCGGCGUCGCCUUCUGGUUUGUCUGGCAUUGAUCUGAUUCUCUCAGGGCAGGCGUUUGGUCCGGCUUCUUCGGCGCCCGAAGAGAUUGCCCACAAAUCUGCGCUGGCAUUUCUCCAGUCUUCCGAGGAGGGUGGCAGGUGUCAUUUUCAGGGCGUUUUGAUUGUAUGCGACAAUAGUCCUCGCGAUGUACAUUACGCGGAGGGUUCUCCGCGGAAGCGCAAGGAUCCGUUCUCGGAAGGGAAGGCGGCCGACGUGGUCAUGGUGGACAAGACGGGGCCCAUCAGCGCGUGCUUAUGGGGUGACGUCGCUGAAGAUAUCUGCAGCAUCUGGCGCGCUGUACAGGAGCGUCGCCAGCGGGGCGAGGUUGCUCCGUGCGUCGUGGACCUGUCUAUGGUUCGCAUCCAGGGGGCGGGGAAGAACAAUUGGAACGGGGAGUUGCUGACGCGAGUUCGUUCGUUGACGUCGAUCGAAGCUGUCGGCGGGGAGAUGGGCACGACGGCGCAGGUUCUGUCUCGACCGACGUCGGACAAUCUCAUCAAGAUGAGUUAUGCGGUUCCACCUUCGGAUUGCUGCGUUUCCGUGUUUCGAUCUCUCCGCGACAUAUUGAACCCUCCAUUUCGGUUGUCGGUGAGAGGUAAAGUCAUGGAUCUGCGGUCGUUGGAGAUGUCGCAAGGGGGGAACGCGAAACGGAUAUUUGAUAUAGUGGACAACAGUGGCCUCUAUUUCACUUGCUGCGCCAUGAAGCACAAUGCGGAGUCCCAGGCGCUGCGGAACUUCCAGGACGUCGCGGUCUACUACGGGACAGGCCGCGGGGCCAUUGGCAAUUCCAAGGGCAUGCUUUAUCUUUUGAAGGAUGCAAUGAUAAUCCCCAUCGGCCAGCCUGCUAUGUUGGGCACUGCGAAAACCGAGCAGCUUACUAUCCAGUGA
Messenger RNA from Prorocentrum cordatum, 1704 nucleotides. Lineage: Eukaryota; Dinophyceae; Prorocentrales; Prorocentraceae. The record is from the annotation of a GenBank genome assembly.